Molecule: messenger RNA, 1755 nt
Organism: Venustampulla echinocandica
Lineage: Eukaryota; Fungi; Ascomycota; Leotiomycetes; Helotiales; Pleuroascaceae
Exons: 5
Coding region: 1-1755 (584 amino acids)
Biological process (GO): L-valine biosynthetic process
Cellular component (GO): acetolactate synthase complex; mitochondrion
Molecular function (GO): thiamine pyrophosphate binding; magnesium ion binding; flavin adenine dinucleotide binding
Source: RefSeq, a predicted model, not a curated record
AUGUAUACCGCAUCAUUCGCAUUCUUCGAGGCAAUAUGGGAGGCGGGAAUUACCCAUUGCUUCGUCAACCUUGGUUCCGACCACCCCUCUAUCCUAGAGGCCAUGGUCAAAGGCCAAACUGAGAAGAAUGGCGCAUUCCCAAAGAUCAUUACAUGUCCGAACGAGAUGGUAGCCCUCUCCAUGGCCGACGGCUACGCGCGUCUCACCGGAAAACCACAAUGUGUUAUAGUCCACGUCGACGUAGGAACACAGGGCCUAGGAGCAGCAGUCCACAACGCCUCAUGCGGCCGGGCUCCCGUGCUGAUAUUCGCCGGUCUCUCCCCCUUCACCAUCGAAGGCGAGAUGCGCGGCUCCCGCACCGAAUAUAUCCACUGGAUCCAGGAUGUGCCGGAUCAGAAGGCCAUCGUGGCACAGUACUGCCGAUAUAGCGCGGAGAUCAAGAGCGGCAAGAAUGUCAAGCAGAUGGUUAAUAGGGCGUUGCAGUUUGCUACUAGUGAUCCCAAGGGCCCCGUGUAUCUGUGCGGUGCGAGAGAGGUUAUGGAGGAGGAUUUGACUCCGUACCAGUUGAGGCAGGAGGAGUGGGGACCGGUCGACCCGAGUGCUUUGAGUGAGGCUGGUGUGAAGCGGAUUGCUGAGGCUUUGGUUGAGGCGAAGGAGCCGUUGGUUAUUACGGGCUAUAGCGGACGGAAGCAUGAAGCUGUUGGGGCAUUGGUUAAACUUGCGGAUACGGUUAAAGGUCUUAGGGUCCUCGAUACUGGGGGAAGUGAUAUGUGCUUCCCAGCCGAUCAUCCAGCGUGGUUGGGACUGAGAUACGGCUCGGAUGAAUCUAUUAAGACUGCUGAUGUUAUUGUAGUCCUUGAUUGCGACGUCCCUUGGAUUCACACCAUAUGCCCCCCAUCCAAAACAGCGAAGAUCUUCCACAUCGACACAGACGUCCUUAAGCAACAGAUCCCCGUCUUCUACAUCUCCGCUCAAGCCCGCUUCUCAGCAGACUCAUACACAGCACUCACCCAACUCAACAACUACAUCGCCAACUCCCCAACGGCCUCAAAACUCCUCAGCGCGCCAUACACCGAACGAUGGGAGCAGCUCAAGGAAGCACACUCCAAACGCCUAUCCACCAUCGCCGCAGCCGCAGCCCCCAAAGAAGACGGCUCAUUCGGCACCGGCCACCUCUGCGCCGCGAUCCGCAAACUCGUCCCAGAAGACACCAUCUUCGCUAUCGAGGCAGUGACAUCCACAGGCUUCGUCGCAGACAACAUCCAAGCCACGCUCCCCGGCUCCUGGAUCAACUGCGGCGGCGGCGGCCUAGGCUGGUCGGGCGGCGGAGCCCUAGGAAUCAAGCUCGCAAGUGAGUUUGAGAACGGUGCCGGGAAAGGCAAAUUCGUCGUACAGAUCGUCGGCGACGGGACAUACCUAUUCAGCGUCCCAGGCAGCGUAUACUGGAUUUCCAAACGGUACAAUAUCCCCGUUCUAACCAUCGUGCUGAACAACAAAGGCUGGAACGCGCCUCGGAAAUCCAUGCUCCUCGUCCAUCCCGAUGGGCUAGGCUCGAAAUCCACAAAUGCAGAACUGAAUAUCGAGAUCACGGGCCCGGAUUUCGCGGGGAUUGCGAAGGCUGCUGCCGGGGGUGAUCUGUAUGCUGCGAAGGUGGAGAAUGUGGAGGAGCUGCAGAUGGUGUUGAAGGAGGCUAUUGAGUCUGUGAAGAGCGGGACGACGGCGGUGGUGGAGGCUGUUAUUGCUCCGGGGUGUUGA